AUGCAAUCAGACAAGGUUUAUAAGGGUGUAGCUGAACACACCUUUCACUAUUUCGAGUUUGAGUCUCGAGAAAAGCAUUUCAUCCUCUCAUUUUUGGAAGUCACAAGUUUCGGGAAAAAGCUUUGCAGAAACAGAGAACAAAUGAAUUACCUUUGGAUCACUACGUGUCUGCUUGCGGGCUUAUUUGCUUCAGCGUUGGCCACGGAGGAAAGCAGGCUGGAGAAGAGGCAACAAUACAUGUGUUUUCCUGGGGAGAGAGACAAAGUCAUGAUAUUAAAAGGUCCCGUCACGGAUUUUGCAAUGAAGGAAAACGCCAUCGUGGUCGAUCUGUCUGCUGUUACAAUCUGCAUGAUUGCAAGCUGGAAUCCUUUCAAUAUAAAACCUAAUGAUAAUCAAUGUGUGUUCAGCUACGCAGUCCCAGGAUCAGAUAAUGAAUUGACGCUCUGCACAUAUCCCACUUCCCGAGUGCUUAUCCAUGGCAACAGAAGAGAUGCUGGUGACAAAGGCCUCCUCAGUGAUGGGAUAUAUCACCACGUCUGUUUCACAUGGAGCAACCAAAAUGGAGAUUAUCAAUUCUGGCAAGAUGGAGAAGUCGUCGGAGGUGGCUCUGAUCUUUACAAAGGAGGCACGAUUAAACGCGGAGGUACUUUGGUCAUUGGACAAGACCAAGACGAGGUUGGGGGAAAAUUCGACCCAGAUCAAUCUUGGAUCGGUAAAGUGACUGGAUUGAAUGUAUGGGGAACGGUCCUGUCAGACAGUGACAUCCAAGCUCAGUUCCACAAUUGUCACGUGACUGCGGGAUCUGUGGUUAUGUGGUCCCAGCUGUAUGCUGAAGAAAGUCUUCACGGCGACGUAAUUGUUUCUGAAAUUCAUUCUUUUGAAAACAAUCUCUGGUAG
This is a messenger RNA of Stylophora pistillata, 897 nucleotides long. RefSeq names its product neuronal pentraxin-2. The record is from RefSeq and is a predicted model, not a curated record. Lineage: Eukaryota; Metazoa; Cnidaria; Anthozoa; Scleractinia; Pocilloporidae.